Molecule: messenger RNA, 1613 nt
Organism: Sesamum indicum (sesame)
Lineage: Eukaryota; Viridiplantae; Streptophyta; Magnoliopsida; Lamiales; Pedaliaceae
Product: target of rapamycin complex subunit LST8-1
Biological process (GO): TOR signaling; regulation of actin cytoskeleton organization
Cellular component (GO): TORC2 complex; TORC1 complex
Molecular function (GO): protein binding
Source: RefSeq, a predicted model, not a curated record
UCACUUCUCCGAAGGUACUACUCUUUCUUCGGACGAGAGACUGCAGAAUCCCGAGCAAAAAAUGCAAAAGACAACGCCCCUUCUCUCUGAACUAUUCAAGAAACCCCUUUGAUAAUGGUCUGAGUUUCUGCAAAAGGUGUGUGGACUACAACUAAUCGCUGAGAGCGAGGGUCCCUUUUUCUGUAAUUGUUGAUAGCUGAGAAAGAGCAAUAGAGAACUGGGGAAAAGAGAAGAGAAUAACAUGAGUCAGCAACCAUCAGUGGUUUUGGCGACUGCAAGCUAUGAUCAUACGAUUCGGUUCUGGGAAGCGAAAAGUGGACGGUGCUAUCGGACAAUCCAGUACCCUGAAUCUCAAGUAAACAGACUCGAGAUUACGCCAGAUAAGCGCUACCUAGCUGCAGCUGGAAAUCCUCAUAUUCGACUGUUUGAUGUCAAUUCAAACAGCCCUCAACCUGUGAUGAGCUAUGAUUCUCACACUAAUAAUGUAAUGGCAGUUGGAUUUCAGUGCGAUGGGAAUUGGAUGUAUUCUGGUUCUGAAGAUGGCACUGUGAAGAUUUGGGACUUGAGGGCACCAGGUUGCCAAAGGGAAUAUGAAAGUCGUGCGGCAGUUAAUACUGUUGUUUUGCACCCGAAUCAGACUGAACUGAUAUCAGGGGACCAAAAUGGUAACAUUCGUGUCUGGGAUUUGACAGCAAAUGCUUGCAGCUGUGAGUUGGUCCCCGAGGUGGAUACAGCGGUACGAUCCUUGACUGUAAUGUGGGACGGAAGCUUGGUGGUUGCAGCCAACAACCGUGGGACAUGCUAUGUAUGGCGUUUGUUGCGAGGGACGCAGACUAUGACCAAUUUCGAGCCACUUCAUAAACUACAGGCUCAUGAAGGAUAUAUUCUUAAAUGUCUCCUUUCUCCGGAGUUGUGUGAACCUAAUCGGUACCUUGCCACCGCAUCCUCUGACCAUACAGUCAAAAUAUGGAAUGUGGAUGGUUUUACUUUAGAAAAAACAUUAGUAGGACACCAGCGCUGGGUAUGGGACUGUGUUUUCUCUGUUGAUGGUGCAUUUUUAAUCACAGCUUCUUCUGAUUCAACUGCAAGACUAUGGUCCAUGGCCAACGGUGAGGAAAUUAAAGUCUACAAGGGUCACCAAAAAGCAACUGUGUGCUGUGCUCUCCACGAUGGGACGGAACCUUCAUGCUGAACAUGGAACGAUCUCUCAUUCUUGGUUUCCUUUCACAUUGUGACCUUAUACUGCAGCACAUGGAACGAUCUCUCAUUCUGGUUUCCUUUCACAUUGUGACCUUAUACUGCAACGCAAGUUUAUGUGAAGCAUCUCUGUUGCUAAUGUUGAAAAUGUUGCUGGGUUGGCAUGAAAAAGGGACUUGAUAUUAAGCACACAUUAACCUUAAUAUAUCAGAAUGACUUUCAGUUCUGCUCAUGGAGGGACCAUCAUGUACCACUAGUUCAUCCUUGUACUGAACACUCCAACUUGUUAUGGAGAUGUUACUGGGAGGUUUGCCAUUGACAAACAUUACAAAUGUUAACAGUCCCUCCGUUGAAUUUUGGAAGCACUAGAAUUUUUCCUUCAAAGAAUGGUCAAGUAUUAUAUAAUUGAUGGAUCA